Molecule: messenger RNA, 1421 nt
Organism: Triticum dicoccoides
Lineage: Eukaryota; Viridiplantae; Streptophyta; Magnoliopsida; Poales; Poaceae
Product: cysteine protease XCP1-like
Exons: 4
Coding region: 159-1238 (359 amino acids)
Biological process (GO): proteolysis
Molecular function (GO): cysteine-type peptidase activity
Source: RefSeq, a predicted model, not a curated record
AGCCACAAGGGCCAUAUCAGGUGAGAUGGGAUGAAUCGCUUGCUUGCAAGAAACAUGCAUGGCUAGCUAGCGAUCGAUCAGUGUAUAUAUAUAAAGGUGUCCAUUUGUUUCCGGCAGUCCCAUGAUGGACAAGAAGCGGUGCUGAUUAAUCCGUCGCCAUGGAUUCAGAGCUCUCGAUAGCGUUCUUCUUGUUGAUAGUUUUUGCAGCGUGUUGUUGCUCUUCUUCGGGUACCCACCAUGACCCCUCGGUCGUUGGGUACUCGCAGGAGGACAUCGCGCUGCCGAGCGGGAUUCAUGAUCUCUUCAGCUCGUGGUCGGUGAAGCACAGCAAGGUCUACGUGACCCCGAAGGAGAAGGUGCGGAGGUACGAGGUGUUCCGGCAGAACCUGAAGCACAUCGUGGAGACCAACAGGAGGAACGGGAGCUACUGGCUGGGCCUGAACCAGUUCGCCGACGUCGCCCACGACGAGUUCAAGGCCGGCUACCUUGGGCUGAGCACAGGCGGGCGGCCGCACGCUCCGACGACGGCGUUCCGGUACGAGGCCGCCGUGGACCUGCCCUGGGAGGUGGACUGGAGGAAGAAGGGGGCCGUGACGCCGGUCAAGAACCAGGGAAAAUGCGGAAGCUGCUGGGCCUUCUCGACUGUGGCGGCGGUGGAAGGGAUAAACCAGAUCGUGACGGGCAGGCUGGAGUCGCUGUCGGAGCAGGAGCUGAUGGACUGCGACAGCACCUUCGAUCACGGCUGCGGAGGGGGCCUCAUGGACUUCGCCUACGCCUACAUAGUGGGCAACCAGGGGAUCCACACCGACGGCGACUACCCCUACCUCAUGGAGGAGGGCGACUGCAAGGAGAAGCAGCCCCACUCCAAGGUCGUCACCAUCAGCGGCUACGAGGACGUGCCGGAGAACAGCGAGGUGAGCCUGCUGAAGGCGCUGGCGCACCAGCCCGUCAGCGUGGGCAUCGCUGUGGGGAGCAGAGACUUCCAGUUCUACAAAGGGGGGGUGUUUGAAGGAACGUGUGGCACUCAGCUGGACCAUGCGCUGACGGCCGUCGGAUACGGCUCAUCCAACGGCCAGGACUACAUCAUCAUGAAGAACUCGUGGGGCGGGGGCUGGGGCGAGCAAGGGUAUAUCAGGAUCAAGAGGGGCACUGGGAGGCCCGAGGGCGUCUGCGACAUCUACAAGAUUGCCUCUUACCCUAUCAAGAACAACAGAACGGGUUGGGGGUGGGGGGCCUGAUUUUGUCGACGGCAUAAAUGUCACUGAAACUCAUUGUUCGUUCAUUGCAAGUGCUAGCACGUGGAUGCAACAUCGCCUUUCUUUUUGUUGAACACGAAGCAACAGCAGUCAAACAAGUUAGGCGGUCUGUAAAAUAUUUGGCUCCGGUGAGAAAAUCUGGUUGUUCGACGGCAAUUCAGUUCA